AUGGCUGGCGGCAAGGGCAAGACGGGCGGAAAGACGGGCGGCAAAGCAGGUGCAGACUCGAGCGGCAAGUCGCAAAAGUCUCACUCCGCCAAAGCUGGUCUCCAGUUCCCCUGCGGCCGUGUCAAGCGAUUCCUCAAGUCGCAGACCCAGAACAAGAUGCGCGUCGGAGCCAAAGCGGCCGUCUACGUCACCGCCGUCCUCGAAUACCUGACCGCCGAAGUGCUCGAGCUCGCGGGGAACGCGGCGAAGGAUCUCAAGGUGAAGCGCAUCACGCCGCGCCAUCUGCAACUCGCCAUCCGAGGUGACGAAGAGCUGGACACCCUCAUCCGCGCCACCAUCGCCUUUGGUGGUGUGCUUCCGCACAUCAACCGCGCGCUGCUGUUGAAGGUCGAGCAAAAGAAGGGCAAGAAGGCCGUCGAGGCAUAG
Neohortaea acidophila is the source of this 426-nucleotide messenger RNA. Its product is annotated as histone-fold-containing protein. The record is from RefSeq and is a predicted model, not a curated record. The transcript has 3 exons. Bases 1 to 426 code for a protein of 141 amino acids. Gene Ontology annotation, molecular function: protein heterodimerization activity; structural constituent of chromatin; DNA binding. Gene Ontology annotation, cellular component: nucleosome. NCBI's taxonomy places the organism in Eukaryota, Fungi, Ascomycota, Dothideomycetes, Mycosphaerellales, Teratosphaeriaceae.